AUGGAGAUAUUCAUGCGUAACAUCGACUGGAACUUCACGAAGACUCAAGUCAUCGAUGAGCUCGCCACCAUCCUCCAUACCCACCCCUUCACACGCCAUUCGCCUUCGAUUAACUUUCAUGUCUACCUUCACCCAGAUAAGAAAGGGGGCAUACACAACCAUGGUGGAACAGGGACUCUGACCUUGCCGACGGCUGAAGUGGGGAGAGAUUUCUUAAACAUAUAUGGAUCAGAACGACCUAGCGUCAGGCUUUUUAUUGGGACCAAGCCAAUUACAUUUUCCCUCAGCAAGCGCCCUGAAGGACGCGCAGAUGUCCUAACUUCCAUCAGGUCGCGGCCCUAUGUCAAUCCACGGGCAGUCGAGACAAGAGGGCAGCGCACUGCACACCGGGACGAUGACGACGUCCGCGUCAAUAAACUUCAAUUCGGAUGGGAAUGCAGGGACCAGGUCUUUUCCAUUGAAUGCGAAGACUCUUGUGAAGGGGGAUGCACGCUCGCCUUUAGCAAGGAUCAAAGACACCUCCGAAUCGCCCUUCUCUACCAGUCGGAGACAUAUUUUGUCGUCAUACCUUUUUCUCACAUCGGGUUCAUGACAGCCCACACGUAUCUUCAAGACGAAUAUGCAAUCGUUUUCAGUCUAAACAAUCCGCCCACUUACGAACUUUACCGUCCUCCUACUCCUCGACAGCGACUAUCAUUCCUUCCCAUUCCUGACCAUGAGCGUGUUGCCCCUUAUGCUUCUCUCGCCAUCCGCCUUGUCUGUCGUUCCACCGCUGAUUUAGCUCAGUUUCGACGCUUAUGCAACCAAGCGCAUCUUCGCAAACCCACUGACGAUGAAUACCCCACUGCUAAGCGGGACUUGUUUUCUUCAUUCGCCCUCGAACAACUGCAGACCUAUCUUCGCCAAUUCAACUGGUGUAUUUCGUUCCAGAUCGAAUCAAUCAUGCGUCAAAUGGCGGUCGACACCAGGGAGAUGCUUAGCCUGAUACCCUAUAUCAUUCAGGCUACUAGGUCUAAAGGGAGAACAUUUGCGGCUUCCCUCCUUCGAAAGUUCAAAGACCGAGUCCGCAUCAUGUUCAUUGAUGACGAUGGUGGUGAUGUCGUGAGGUGCUUCCUCGAGACCCAAGAAGAUCUCGAGAAGGAGGGUGUUCUCGAGCCCUUGCAGCCCAGUGAUGGCAGUCUUUGCCAAUCGUACCAUGUCAAUAUAACACCGACGACAAUGUUUCUAGAUGGCCCAUUUCCAGAGCGUUCCAAUCGUGUCAUCCGUGCGUAUGAGGUGAAGCACCAGGAAUCUUUCCUCCGAGUCAGCUUCUUGGAUGAAGCGAAAUUGCAAUAUCGGUUCGACAGAGAAGUGGACGGCCCAGGGUUUGUCCGCUCUCGGGUGGGUCCAUUUCUGAAGAACGGAUUGACCAUCGCACGUCGUACCUUCCAUUUCUUGGCAUAUUCUCAAUCAGCGCUAAAAGAGCAUGCAGUUUGGUUUGUCAAACCAUUUAGGGACAGAGAACACGGAUUUGUCGAUGCUGCUACCAUCAUACGCAGUAUCGGCAAAUUCGACGGGCUUUCCUUCGACAGGAGACUGAUGUAUUGUCCCGCACGUUAUGCUGCUCGCAUAUCGCAGGCUUUCACGGCUACGGAUGCUGUUAGCGUCGAAGUCGAAGAGAUUUUCCAGAAAGACGACAUCGCCACUCCUGACAAUAAGUACCAGUUUACAGAUGGCGUUGGUACCCUUUCAAAGAACCUGGCUCGUGAGAUAUGGACUCAACUCAAAGCCACGAAACGUCGCGGACGCUUGCAGAAACGGCCGCCAUCCGCCUAUCAAAUUCGAUUCAUGGGUUCUAAGGGCAUGCUCUCUGUGGACCACAGUCUCAGCGGCUAUGCCAUAUGUCUCCGGCCUUCGAUGAUCAAAUUCGAGACUCCAGAGUCUACCACUCAAGAUAUAGAAAUUGCUCGUGCUUUCGAUAGGCCAGGAUUGUACUUUCUCAAUCGUCCUCUCAUCAUGCUUCUUGAAGGGCUCGGGGUUCCUUACCAAGUUUUCGAGCAUUAUCAAGAUAGGGCUGUUGAAGAAACUAGGAGAGCUGCACAGUCGCUUCAGCAAGCUGCAGGACUUCUCGACAGUCAUGGUCUCGGUGCUUCUUACAGGCUGCCUUCGAUUAUACUCAGCCUUGAGAAACUCGGCAUCACAAGCCUCCCAGGAAACACCUUUUACGAAAAGAUGCUGGAAUAUGCCGUCAAUCACGUCCUGCGUAUGCUAAAAAACCACGCGCGUAUCCCUAUUCCGAAAGCGUGGACAUUAGUGGGAGUCGCAGAUGUCCAUCGUCACCUCAAGCCAAAUGAAAUAUUCGCAUGCAUAAAGCCGAUCAGAGGUGGAACGAAGUAUCUGCAGGGUCCCGUCUUGAUAUCAAGAUCUCCGACCAUUCAUCCAGGGGACGUUACGAUCGUCCACGCCAUUGGAAGGCCACCGCCCACAUCACCCUUUGCUGUAGAACCUUUACCAAACACCGUGGUUUUUAGCGUUCUGGGAGAUCGCCCGGUUCCCUCAUGUCUCGGAGGCGGUGACCUAGAUGGAGAUGUCUACAACUUGAUACCUCUAGAGGAACUGCCAGAAUUCACGCCUGAGAACCUAUACAGCCCCGCAAGUUACGACCCUGCUCCCAAAAAACUGCUGGACCACCCGAGCACGAUGGAAGAUGUUGCUGACUUUGUAAUCGAUUAUAUCAACUCCGAUGUCCUUGGACUCGUUGCCAUCAACUGGUUAAUUAUUGCAGAUCAAAGUGAGCAGGGAAUACGCGAUCCUGCCUGCCUGACGCUGGCAAGUCUGCACAGCGAUGCUGUCGAUUAUCCAAAGUUCGGACAACCCGUGGAGCUGAGGGCCAUACCUAAAUUGAAGCGUAAACAGAAACCCGAUUGGAAUGCACCAGAGACUAUAAACCCUUCAUCUUCUGGCAACUACUAUGAAAGUCAGCGAGCGAUAGGACGACUAUUUCGCGCCAUUGAUUUGCCGAUCGAACAGGAGAAAAAUCGCAACCAGCCUAGGCGACGAAACCGACAACGUCAAAACCGCGACAAAGUGAAUCAAUUCAUCGACACUGACGUCGCUUGGCCAAGCGACGACAGUGACGAAAGCGACGAAAAAUCUGCCAUUGUACAAUUAUUCAGUCGGUACACGUCGGAUUUUCAUGCGAUCUGCAUGAGUUUCACACUUUCCCAUUCUCGCACUGCCCGGCUCUCUGAAGAAGAGGCUAUCAUAGGCACUAUCGCUCAGAAAACCUCUCAGCCACGAAGGCGCAAGGACAUGAUGUCGCAGCUUAGAGAGAGAACAGAUGUGCUAGUCCGCGCCAUCCGUGAGGAUCUGGCUGGGGACGACACUCUCAGCCACCACCAGUCUCUUCAACGCGCGUGGAUCGCAUGGGAACUUGCGAAGGCGAAAGAAACGACUUUUGGGGCACAGAGCUUUGGUUGGGUGGCACUGGGAUCUAUUUUUGAAGCAAUUCGAGAGAUCGAGGGAGAGGACAACCUAGAGUAG
This is a messenger RNA of Cyclocybe aegerita, 3522 nucleotides long. The record is from the annotation of a GenBank genome assembly. Lineage: Eukaryota; Fungi; Basidiomycota; Agaricomycetes; Agaricales; Hemipholiotaceae.